Molecule: messenger RNA, 576 nt
Organism: Exophiala bonariae
Lineage: Eukaryota; Fungi; Ascomycota; Eurotiomycetes; Chaetothyriales; Herpotrichiellaceae
Exons: 3
Coding region: 1-576 (191 amino acids)
Source: RefSeq, a predicted model, not a curated record
AUGCGUUUAUCUAUCCUUGCUCUCACGGCCGUUGCCGCUACCGCUUCAGCCACGGCCUCACUCUCCUUGAGGGACACAGAAGCUCUCCUCCGCCGCCAGGCACCAGGGACCCCACAGUAUGACUGCCACGCGAAUUGCGGCGGCGUCAUCACCAUCGCCCGAACCGAGAACUACUGCGACAACAGCACCUUCACAACCGAGCUGGAAGCCUGUCUGGAAUGCGCGCUCGAGUUCAACAUCUGGCAGUACUACGGUGAGAGUGUGGGUGCUGCGGCUGAACGCUGUGGGCUUGACGCUACGCCGGUGGCCGCUGCGAAUGCGACGAGCACCAACGGCACCGCUUCGACGACAUCCUCUUCUGCUCCUACCGGUAGCACCACUUCGGGCUCAGGUUCGGGCGCUGCAAGCACCAGUGCUUCUGCGACAGCUGCGUCUUCGGGCUCUGCGGGGGCUGCUAGCGGGACCGCAUCCACGACCGCUGCGACCUCUACAUUCACCGGUGCUGCGAGUCACUUCGUUGUCAGUGGUGCUCUAGCACUAGUCCCCUUUGGAGCGUUCUUCCUCGGUUGCUUGUAG